AUGGCAGGCGGUGCUGCCAUCAACGUUUUCAAAUUCAACACAGGUAGUCUACCUAAAGAGACCUUAAACUGGAGACUAUGGUUUGCGGUCUUCACGUUUGGCAUCAUGGGUGCUGCCCGUGGUGUUGACGAGGGCCUCAUUACGGGUGUCUUUAAUUCCCACGCGUUCAAGGAGCAACUUGGCAUUGACGAUCUUGAGGAUGGUGAGCUGGCCAGUGUCAAGGGUACUAUUUCCUCGAUGGUUCAGCUUGGUAGUGUCGCCGGUGCUCUUCUUGCUUUCCUCGUCUGCGAUCGUAUCGGCCGUGUUUGGGCUACUCGUCAACUCUGUGUCCUCUGGAUUCUCGGUAUCGCUAUCUUUAUUGGAAACAACGGUAGCAUGGCUGCUGUAUAUGGCGGUCGUUUUGUUGCUGGGCUUGGUAUUGGACAAACUUGUGUUGUCGGACCAAUCUAUCUUUCGGAAAUAUCCCCGGCUCCUAUUCGCGGUCUCUGCACCUGCAUGUUUACUGGUGCUGUGUACCUUGGUAUCAUGCUUGCCUACUUUGCCAAUUGGGGUACUGAGCUUCAUAUGGCAGAUGAGUUCAACCGUUGGGCCGUUCCUACUUCAAUUCAUCUCAUGUUUGCCGGAAUCACACUCAUCCUCACAUUAUUCGUGCUGGAGUCACCUCGUUUCUACGUCAAACAAGGCCAGCGUGAGAAGGCUCUCGAAGUGCUUUGUAAACUCCGUGGCUUACCCGCCGACCAUCAAUACGUUCUUGAGGAAAUGACCGAAAUGGAUGUUGCUUUCCAGGAAGAAAUGGAGGCCACUCUCGGCAUGGGCUGGAAGGGCCUGUUCAAGGAAAUCCUUGGGAUCCGACGGAACUCGUACCGUCUGUUCCUCACCAAUCUUGCCCAAAACAUGGCUUGCUGGUCUGGCGGCUCUGCAAUCACGGUUUACGCCCCUGAUCUGUUCACCCUUGUCGGAAUUACUGGUCAAGAGCAGUCUCUCUUCUCGACGGUUGUCUUCGGAGUCGUCAAGUUUGUUGCUUCUAUAAUUUGUGCCCUCUUCCUUGUCGAUAUGGCCGGUCGCAAACGCUCUCUGGUUAUUGGCAUUGUUCUACAAACCAUUGCCAUGUUUUAUAUUGCCAUUUUCCUCAACAUCGUGCCUAUCGCCAACAACCCUGACUUUACUCCCAACGCAACCCAGAACCAAGCUUCGACUGCCGCCAUCGCAUUUAUCUACAUUUCCGGUGCCGGUUGGGCUCUCGGAUGGAACAGUGGUCAGUACCUGUUGUCCUCUGAGUUGUUUCCACUCCGCAUCCGUGGUAUUUGCUCGUCUAUCACAAUGGCCAUGCACUUCAUCUGCCAGUACGCUGUUAACCGCGCCCUUCCCGAGAUGCUGCUUGUUGAUAAGGGUCUUGGUCCUGCGGGAACAUUCUACUUCUUUGGUGUCAUUUCUUUCCUGGGUGGAGUAUGGGUUUGGUUCUUUGUGCCUGAGGCCGCAGGUCGUAGCCUCGAGACUAUUGACAAAAUGUUCGAUCUUCCCUGGUAUAGGAUUGGUCGCCAUGGAAGAAAGUUUGCCGAGGAUUACGACCGCGAGCAGGAGCAAAUCUUCCGGAACGAGAAGAUGGAUCAAGGCGCUGCUGCCACCCACCACGAAGCCGCCUAG
This is a messenger RNA of Penicillium waksmanii, 1644 nucleotides long. RefSeq names its product Major facilitator superfamily domain general substrate transporter. The record is from RefSeq and is a predicted model, not a curated record. Lineage: Eukaryota; Fungi; Ascomycota; Eurotiomycetes; Eurotiales; Aspergillaceae. Gene Ontology annotation, cellular component: membrane. Bases 1 to 1644 code for a protein of 547 amino acids. Gene Ontology annotation, biological process: transmembrane transport; carbohydrate transport. The transcript has 4 exons. Gene Ontology annotation, molecular function: carbohydrate:proton symporter activity.